Pezoporus flaviventris is the source of this 1387-nucleotide messenger RNA. RefSeq names its product cannabinoid receptor interacting protein 1 (gene CNRIP1). The transcript has 3 exons. Gene Ontology annotation, biological process: negative regulation of signaling receptor activity. Gene Ontology annotation, cellular component: plasma membrane. NCBI's taxonomy places the organism in Eukaryota, Metazoa, Chordata, Aves, Psittaciformes, Psittacidae. Bases 104 to 592 code for a protein of 162 amino acids. Gene Ontology annotation, molecular function: type 1 cannabinoid receptor binding. The record is from RefSeq and is a predicted model, not a curated record.
CUUCCUCUCCCUCGCAGCCUCGCUCUCCUGUUCCCGCCAGCCGCCUUCCGCGGAGGUGGCGACAGGGGCGCAGAUCUCGCACUCACCCCGCCGGUGACAAGCGAUGGGCGACAUUCCCGGCCUCGUGAAAAUCAGCGUCUCCCUCAAAAUCCAGCCCAACGACGGCGCGGUGUAUUUCAAGGUGGACGGGCAGCGCUUCGGCCAGAACCGCACCAUCAAGCUGCUGACCGGAGCCAAGUACAAGAUCGAGGUGGUCCUGCGGCCCGGCACCGUCCAGGCCACGACAAUGGGCAUCGGCGGUGUUAAUGUCCCACUGGAGGAGAAAUCAAGGGAUGCACAGGUGGUCACUUACACAGGGAUCUACGACACAGAAGGGGUGCCCCAUACCAAGAGUGGGGAGAGACAGCCCAUCCAGGUCAACAUGCAGUUUAACGACAUUGGUGUUUUUGAAACAGUCUGGCAAGUCAAAUUCUACAACUACCACAAGCGGGAUCAUUGCCAAUGGGGUAACAGUUUUGGCUGUAUUGAGUACGAAUGCAAACCAAAUGAAACACGCAGUCUUAUGUGGAUCAAUAAAGAGACCUUCCGCUGAAGAGUCUAGCAGUGGCUUAAAAUAAAAAGGGGAGAAUUCAGAUUCACACUGAAGAGAUGUGAAACCAGUACUGCUGGACAAUCUCCCUAAAGAGGAAUCUACCUUUUUAAACCAGCAAGAAGCCUUAACAAAGGCAUACUGUAACAUUGCUUUGUUCCAUGAGGUUCCAACAACUAUGUUGUAUAUACAGGUGGUGUCACUAAAAUCUUUGCCUAUUACUGUAUAUUAAGUUUACCAUGGCAUCUGCAACAUUCUUUACCUGUCAUCCUGAGAAUACUGAAAGUUCAUGGUAAAGAAUAUUUGAUAGCUGGGUAGAAAGUCAUACCAUCAUAAUAGCGUCAUAAGUAUCUGGAUUAUUCCCACUAAAUGGUUCCACUAGACAUAACUCUUGCAAAGUGUUUAGCUUUAUUGCUUAGAAAUUGGAUGCAACAUCACCUGGGUGAUUUCUGUAUUUGCAUUUGUGUUUGCUCCUAAAUCGGUGUGCUUCUUCAAGCAUUUUGUUGUACAUGUCAUCCCAGUGGACAGCAAAACGUGCAAACUGUGGAUAUUUGUAGGUUUAGCUAAAUGGCAGCUAUUGCACUGUUGAUAUUGUGCUUUCAUACCAGGGAAUUUGCAAACUCAUUCUCCCUUUUGGUAAGUGCUGUUAAGAUAUUUUGUGAAGUUUCCUAAUUUACCAAAUCUCUCAAGAUAGGAUUCUUUGUUAAAGUUUUGCAGUCUCUGAAAUAGUUCUAGGAAACUGUAUAAAAUAUGCUAACCUGAAUGAGGGAAAAGCAAUAAACCAGCUAUGGUAUCAGA